AUGGUCACCAAAGAAGAUGAAGAAGUUGUGAUUGAAAACAGCCGCUCGGUAGCUUUCCGAAACCUUCCGCCUGUCCCUGAAGGAGCUGAGUCAGAAGGUUGCAUUCUCCUCUUUUAUCAAUACAAAGAGCCAGUGUGGACCAAGAAAGAGCACAAGAAGGCCAUUAAAACGAUCAUUGCCUUGGGUGAAGAGUGCAAUGUCACAGGAAGGGGGCGUGUCGCUCCAGAAGGUGUCAAUUGUACUCUCAGCGGGAGGCCAGAAGAUGUGCGCAACUUUUGUUACGGCCUUCGCAAGUGGAAUCCCUUGUUUGACGAGACUGACUUUAAACUGACCGAUUUCGUCCCCAAGAAUAAGUUGUUCAAGAGUCUUUCGAUUCGGAAAACAGAGGAACUUGUGGCCUAUGGUCUUGCGGGUGAAAAGGCCCCAUCUUUGGAAAAAUUCCACGGAACUCACUUAGAGGCAGAGGAUUAUCACAAUGCCAUGAAGGACAAGGAUACGGUAGUUGUCGAUGUUCGUAAUGCGUAUGAAAGUGCCAUUGGAAGCUUCAAGCCGCCUGAGGGGGGAGCAGAACUCAUUGACCCCAAAAUGAGAAACAGUAUUGAAUUCCCAAAAUGGCUCAAUGAUCCCAAAACACAGGAAAAGCUGAAUGGGAAAAAGGUUCUGAUGUAUUGCACUGGUGGAAUCCGUUGCGAACGAGCAACUGCGUUGCUGAACCAAAUGACCACUGUGAACCCAGACCUCAAUGUGAAGGGAGUCUAUCACAUGCGCGGAGGCAUUGAGCGUUACGUCAAGACCUUUCCCAAAGGUGGCUUCUGGAAUGGCAAGAACUAUCUAUUUGAUCGUCGCAUGGAACAAGUUCCUGGCACCAAGGACGGGGAUAGAGUGGAACAAGAGGUAGAUUCCAAGUGCUCUGUCUGCCGACGCAAGUGGACCGCUUAUCGGGGAAAGUUCAAAUGCAGCCAGUCCCUCUGUGGAGUUCCUGUCAUUGUAUGCCCCGAUUGUGACUCUUUUGGACUGAAGAACCCCGACAAGCUGAAUUGUGAGCUUUGCAAACAAGGUUACCGGGCACCUACGUCGGGUCCAGACCUGGUCGAGCUGAAGCGCAAGGCUGAAUCAAUCGCCGUCAAUAAAGAUGGAGGUACUGACUCUUCGCCGGAAUCAAAGAAGGCAAAGAAAGAUGGUGGUUCCAACCAUCAUCAUGACAGGCUCUUUUUGGCUCGCCUUCCUUUGACUAUUUCCAAGUCCAAAUUGAUUGAGGUUCUAGUGGGCUCUGCUUCAGCCGACAAGAUUAAGCGAGUCCAUUGGCUUGCGGACAAGAACAGUGGUGCCUUUUAUGGAUCCUGCAUUGUGGAAGUUAGUUCUUCCGAUAUCGCAAAGCAGGUGAUUGAUAAGGCAUCCGAAAAUGGUGGAAUUAAGUUGGACAAGAAGAAGAUUAGAGCAUCAUUUGCAAGUGCUAAGGAAGGCGAAAUUUGGCCCCCAAAAAACUAUGUCGAGAAGGAAUUUCCCCCCGUUGUUGGAUGA
Molecule: messenger RNA, 1521 nt
Organism: Cylindrotheca closterium
Lineage: Eukaryota; Bacillariophyta; Bacillariophyceae; Bacillariales; Bacillariaceae
Source: the annotation of a GenBank genome assembly